Molecule: messenger RNA, 368 nt
Organism: Ostreobium quekettii
Lineage: Eukaryota; Viridiplantae; Chlorophyta; Ulvophyceae; Bryopsidales; Ostreobiaceae
Source: the annotation of a GenBank genome assembly
GCGGCUAUGCAAAGAAGCCCCAUUGCUGCAAGGUAUGGGACUACGACUAUUGCUACUGCAAAGAGUACAAACACGGCUGGUACUACUACGGCGGAAAGUGCAGCUACAGGGACGACGGCUACAAGUGCCCGCACUGCUGCGAGGAGUGCGACUACCACAAGAAGUACUGCAAGCGGUACAAGCACGACUACUACUACGAGCACGGGCGGUGCCAGAAGAAGGCCCCCAGCUACGGCGGCAGUCCCACUGCGACCGCGAGUGCGGAUGCGACGUGCCGCGGGAGGGGCUGUGCGACCAAAACUCACACGUCGACGUCGACCACUCCCUAUAGCUCCAGAUCCAGCAGCUACUCCCAGUCUGGGAAGUAG